This is a messenger RNA of Babesia bovis T2Bo, 1572 nucleotides long. RefSeq lists its product as uncharacterized. The transcript is spliced from 7 exons. The coding region runs from base 161 to 1522 and encodes 453 amino acids. The record is from RefSeq and is a predicted model, not a curated record. Lineage: Eukaryota; Apicomplexa; Aconoidasida; Piroplasmida; Babesiidae.
UAGACUCUAGACAAAUAUUAAUCACAUAAAAGUACAGCUUAAUGUAUUAAAUAAGUAUAUAAAAUACGUUAAUAUUGGAAUCUGCACGCGCCAGGAAGGCGUGUGUAGAUGUAGUUAAAAUGUCUACACUGAGGAAUAGCGUUCUAUUCCCGUUGUAAAUAUGAGUAUACAAAAGGUUUUAGUAACCCUUAUCGCAUAUAUCGCAACCUUAAACCUAUGCUAUGCUGCUGGAGAAGACCUCCAUCUUGAAGAGGAGGCACUCCUAGAAGAAAUAUUCACAGAGGCAUAUAUGAUUGCCCCUGAAGUGACCGAUGGAUCGUGGAAUCAAAAACGAGCUUUUGCGAGACUUGUAACAAACGUAGCUGCAACAUUCGAUGUGGACGGUUACAGAUGGAUGCUCGGAAUUAUUAAAGGUAGAAGAGCUACCGAAAGAUUCACACAAGCCAUGAUACAUCCGUCAUUCAGCCAGCCUCAUUGUGAUCAAGGAAGCUGGGUCAGUCCCGCCCAUACCUUUGGAGAUAUGACCAAGUUUCCAGGAGGACCUUUCAGAGGAGGUUCUGGAUAUGACCUAGUUCGGUGGAUGGGAAACAUGUAUACCAAUGUACACUCACCAGCGUCUGCCGAAACACCCGGAGUGGAAAAUAUGAUCUUACAAGGAUUGCAACAAGUCAAAGGCAUAUUGCAAACCGUUGUGGCAAUCAUAGUCGAUAUCGUACCACCACCGAUCAUUGGACAGAACCUACCGUGCCUGCCAAUGCUCACCGGUAUGAAUUGCUUGGGAUCUGUUUUGUACCCUAUAUCGGCAACCGAUUUCGUAAUGGCAGAUAUCACGGACUCUGUGAUGAAUGGAGUCAUAUCAUCAUUUCCCGCCAAGUAUGCAGCAAAGGUUGGACACACGAGCGAUGCACAGUAUUAUCUGUGCGCUACCAUAUACCUGGGAAUGUACUGUGCAAGUUUAUUCCCAAUCUGCAUGACGGGAGCGGCUAACGUAACGCAAACAUUCCCACUGUGCUUCGUACAAUGUAUAGGCACGCUAAUAGCAUGCCCAGGAUUCUGGAUGGAUGAUAUUGAAAUACCAUGUAGCAAUCUGUCAGUACCACCCUUCUGCUCUUUCUCCGUUUUUGUGAACUAUUUCAGAAUACCGCCGCAGUAUACCAACUACGACCAAUCGCACUUAUACCCAGAAGGAUGCCCGCAGUACGAUCCUAAUUUAGAUACACCAAGGGACCUUUAUGAAAAGAAGGGGCCGCCUGAAUCGGCAAUUGCAAAGGCAGCAAAAGAAAAACCCAUGGAAGAAUUCAAUCUACAGCCGCAACAAGUUGAAGAACUCGCCGGAGCUUGUGAUUGCGAAGCCAUCAGGGAUAUCUGCAAACUGCACAUACCGUACCCAGUUUAUGUUAACGCUGAUGUAAACACCUCAGAAACACACUACGAGGUACCAGCACGCAUCAACGAGCAAGAAAAACGGUGUUGCGAAGAAUGCAAACCCAUAUGGGACAUUUUAGAAAACGAAGCCUUGUAAUAGAACAACUACUCGCCAGACAAGACUGUAACAUGUUUUAAAUUUUAGAU